CCCCCGGGGUCCGCCCACUCCGUCCCGGGAACGCGCGCGGUCUGCUGAACGCGGGCCCGUUCCCGCGUCCGGUGCAGUAGGUUCGCCUCAGGCCCGGGCCGUGGGCGAACCAGCCGCCAUGGAGGGGGAUGUCCCCGCCGCCGCCGCCGCCGCCGCCUGGUACCAGCCGGCCAGCCCCCCGCGGGACGCCUGCGUUUACAGCAGCUGCUACUGUGAAGAAAAUAUUUGGAAGCUCUGUGAAUACAUCAAAAACCACGACCAAUAUCCCUUAGAGGAGUGUUAUGCAGUCUUCAUAUCUAACGAGAGGAAGAUGGUACCUAUUUGGAAACAACAGACGAGACCUGGAAGUGGACCUGUGAUCUGGGAUUACCAUGUUGUUUUGCUUCAUGUUUCAAGUGGAGGACAGAGCUUCAUUUAUGAUCUUGAUACUGUUUUGCCAUUUCCCUGCCUCUUUGACGCUUACGUAGAAGACGCCUUUAAGUCUGAUGAUGACAUUCAUCCACAGUUUAGGAGGAAAUUUAGAGUAAUCCGUGCAGAUUCAUACUUGAAGAACUUUGCUUCUGACCGAUCUCACAUGAAAGACUCCAGUGGGAACUGGAGAGAGCCUCCUCCACCAUAUCCCUGCAUCGAAACUGGAGAUUCCAAAAUGAACCUGAAUGAUUUCAUCAGUAUGGAUCCUGAGGUAGGAUGGGGAGCUGUCUACACACUGUCUGAAUUUGUACAUCGGUUUGGCAGUAAAAACUACUGAACUUGACAUUAGGAUGUGGAACUUUGGAGAAAUUCUAGGACAUGAACAAGCUAUCUCUUCAUUUAGGAUAGCAAACAUUAUAGUACAGUUGGCUUAAAAUUAUGUUUUUCUCUUUUAAUUCAAUUGAGUGGAAACAUGAGUGAAUACAAAUAUUACAAGUGAACUAUAUAAUAACUUUUUUUUGGAUAUGUCAAGUUGAAACUUGAUGUAGUAUAUAAUUGCUAAGAUAUUCCCGUGGAUCAUUUGUUAAAACAUGUGACGACUUAUGCCAGUGAUCGUUUUGUUAAGAUAGAGGUGUGGGCUUAGAGCCAGACCCUCAUGUCUGUUCUGGAUGUUUUGUGUCUCUCCAGCUACAUUGUAAGCUCCUUGAGGGCAGGGCUGUGGGUCAUUGCUCUGUGAAUCUCUAAUGACUGUGAAAGGUGCCCAUAAAAUGUUUUCUGGUGAAUGUGCUAUUGCUUGAAAAGGGAUGAUAUUGUGAGCUGAAUCAGCAGUCAGUAUUAGUCUUUUUGGACUAUGCUAUUGUUAAAAAGAUUGCAGCCCUCUCAGACUUGAGUGUUAUUUGGCCUGUUUAUAUAUGGUUUUCAAUAAAAUUGAUUUAAAAUU
This is a messenger RNA of Propithecus coquereli (Coquerel's sifaka), 1351 nucleotides long. RefSeq names its product WDYHV motif containing 1 (gene NTAQ1). The record is from RefSeq and is a predicted model, not a curated record. Gene Ontology annotation, cellular component: cytosol; nucleus. The coding region runs from base 119 to 748 and encodes 209 amino acids. The transcript has 6 exons. Gene Ontology annotation, molecular function: protein-N-terminal glutamine amidohydrolase activity; protein-N-terminal asparagine amidohydrolase activity. Lineage: Eukaryota; Metazoa; Chordata; Mammalia; Primates; Indriidae.